GAAAAAAACUAGUUCCUCUACGCCGACUACAUCGUACACUCAAAAAGAUUGGUACCACAAGAACUGAUUUACACAGACUCUGCUACGUGUACAACUAUUUUACCCUUUAGUACACAGUAAAAAUAUACACGUACACACACCAGAUUAAAUUAUUUAGCGAGAAAAAAAAUCCUGAAAAGAAAAUGAGAUAUUUUUUAGUGAGCUUUGUAUAUAAAGCCCCUUAAACCCUACUCCUUGGCUUCAUUCUACAUUUCCUCUGCCUCUUUCUCAGAUCACAAAACCCUAAUUUCGAAUCUUUAUUCUUCAGAAUGGCUUUCUGUAACAAACUCGGUGGUCUAUUGAGACAGAACAUUUCUUCUAACGGAAAUGUUCCGGUUACGUCUAUGCUCGGAUCUCUCCGGUUGAUGUCUACCAAGCUUUUCAUCGGAGGUCUCUCAUGGGGAACCGAUGACGCAUCCUUAAGGGAUGCUUUUGCUCACUUCGGUGACGUUGUUGAUGCUAAAGUUAUCGUUGAUAGAGAGACAGGAAGAUCAAGGGGGUUUGGAUUUGUCAACUUCAAUGAUGAGGGUGCUGCAACUGCUGCCAUAUCAGAGAUGGACGGAAAGGAACUGAAUGGUCGUCACAUCCGAGUGAAUCCUGCUAAUGAUAGACCAAGUGCUCCACGGGCUUAUGGAGGUGGUGGUGGAUACAGUGGUGGAGGUGGAGGCUACGGAGGAGGUGGUGGUGGGUACGGAGGAGGAGGUGGUGGCUAUGGAGGAGGUGGUGAUGGUGGUGGUGGUUUCUAAACAGAGGAGGUGCUUGUGAAGAAGAAGAGUUAAUGGUUCUGUUUAGUUGGUUUCUUCUAUUGAAUCUUAUGUUAGUACAAAACCUGAAUGGGAUUUGCUGAAAACUCUUUACUCUUUUUUUGGUUACCAAUCAAUUCGGUUUAAUAUUUUAUUGCCCCCAUUAGGUGCAUUCUAAUACGUCUUACCAUUUCUUUCAUUCACUUGUGCUUAUAUACCAUUUCACUCCUGUCCUAUACAUAACUUCGAUUCAAGUUUCAUCUUUUGUGUCGUGAUUCACGUUUAAACCAUUUGAGGUGGAAAACUUUUAUACAAAGUCAAAGCCGAUACACAUCAUGAAAGCAGAGAGCGACAACAUUUGAUUCGCUAUUAAUGAUUCUAUAAUUCCACAUGAUUUAUUCGCUAUAUUAAAAU
Arabidopsis thaliana (thale cress) is the source of this 1196-nucleotide messenger RNA. RefSeq names its product glycine-rich RNA-binding protein 2 (gene GR-RBP2). The record is from RefSeq and is marked reviewed. Gene Ontology annotation, cellular component: extracellular region; mitochondrion. NCBI's taxonomy places the organism in Eukaryota, Viridiplantae, Streptophyta, Magnoliopsida, Brassicales, Brassicaceae. Bases 309 to 785 code for a protein of 158 amino acids. The transcript is spliced from 5 exons. Gene Ontology annotation, biological process: regulation of defense response to virus; extracellular transport; mitochondrial RNA metabolic process. Gene Ontology annotation, molecular function: RNA binding; single-stranded DNA binding; nucleic acid binding.